CAGAGGGAUUUGUGCAGGGGUGAGGCUGCAGCUAUUGCCGCCGCUGUUAAAAGGCUCCCUUUACCUGCGGGUGAAGCCAAGUCCCAGCACAAGAGCGAGGCAAGUCAAGCCUGGCCGGCGUCUGCCUCCGCCGUCACACAGCCCUCUGUAAGGGAAGCUGGUGUCGGGAACAAGCGAGCGGACAAGACAACAAGUCGUGCAGCAGAUCCGUGCGGGGCGAGCGGAGAGGGCGAAGGCGACGGACCGGCAGGGGAGCUUGCGGCCAACAACUUUGCCCGCUUUCUCCUACUUUCACGUAAUUUAAAUGGAUCGCCAUCCGAAUCUGAUCACGCUUUGGCUUCAGCUGGAAUUGUGCGCGAUGGCGAUCCUGUUGACCAAAGGUGAAAUCAGGUGCUACUGUGAUGCCCCUAAUUGUGUGGCAACGGGUUACAUGUGCAAAUCAGAACUCUCGGCAUGUUUUUCAAGAUUGCUGGAUCCACAGAAUACAAACUCUCCUUUAACUCACGGGUGCUUGGACACCAUUUCAGUUUCCGUUAACAUCUGCCAUGCAAAAGGAGCGCAGAAUCGCACGGGGCUCUGGCCCAUGUUGGAGUGUUGUUAUGAUGACAUGUGCAAUUACAGAGGGCUUCAAGAUGUUCUUUCGCAUCCACGGAGUGAGAUCUCUGAUCAGGGGAACCGAUAUCAUGACUCCAGCAGCAAAAGCUUGAUCACCAGGGUUCAAGAACUCAAUUCCUCCAAGGAGCUCUGGUUCAGAGCUGCAGUUAUUGCAGUGCCCAUAGCUGGAGGCCUCAUUUUGGUACUGCUGAUCAUGUUGGCCCUGCGAAUGCUUCGCAGUGAAAAUAAGAGACUUCAGGACCAACGGCGACAGAUGCUGUCUCGUUUGCAUUAUAGUUUCCACGGGCAUCACUCCAAAAAGGGGCAGAUGGCCAAGUUGGACUUGGAGUGCAUGGUGCCUGUGACUGGCCAUGAGAACUGCUGUAUGACCUGUGAUAAGAUCAGGCACUCCGACCUCAGUAACGACAGGCUUCUCUCCUUGGUUCACUGGGGGAUGUACAGCGGACAUGGAAAGCUGGAGUUUGUAUGACUUGGGUUUCAAAUCGAGCCACUCGUGGUUCCAUUCUGUUGGACAAGUGCACUUUAUGUGAAAAGACAAUCAUGAACUUGAGGAGCUGUCAUUUGAAAGGAAGACUCUCUGUUGAACAAGGGACCUCUGAUUUUAAUAUAUUCUAUACCAGAGUUCUGGCAUGCCCCACGAAAGGUUUCUCAUUUGCACACUUUGUAUAAAGAUGAAUUUGUGUUUCUAGAUACUGUAGCUCAGGGGGUGCAUGAGGGAAAUGGAUUUCUUGAGCUAGCAGAAGUAGGGAAACUGAUGUAUACUGGUGUGCACUCCUGCUCUUUAUGUUUCCUGUUCCAAUUGAUUGAAAAGAUGAAAUAUAUUUUUUCUCUAAUUCUGA
Leucoraja erinaceus (little skate) is the source of this 1454-nucleotide messenger RNA. It is a transcript of the gene bambia, whose product is annotated as BMP and activin membrane-bound inhibitor (Xenopus laevis) homolog a. Lineage: Eukaryota; Metazoa; Chordata; Chondrichthyes; Rajiformes; Rajidae. Bases 305 to 1084 code for a protein of 259 amino acids. The record is from RefSeq and is a predicted model, not a curated record. The transcript is spliced from 3 exons. Gene Ontology annotation, molecular function: frizzled binding. Gene Ontology annotation, biological process: negative regulation of transforming growth factor beta receptor signaling pathway; transforming growth factor beta receptor signaling pathway; positive regulation of canonical Wnt signaling pathway.